CUACGUGUAGCAUAACUUGAUAGAACACCGGUGAGGGGGAGUGUUUUUAUUUUUUAUUUUUUUCUUUGUUUCUCGUGGAACUGAAAUAAUGUCAUCUCCGUGCUCCAGCAGUGCUGCAGGGCUGCGGUGAGGCGCUUCUGGAGAGUGAGGUUUGGUCUCUGCUGUUGGUCGUGAGCAGUGUGGAGCAGCCCGUUCAGCUGGAGAGUGAAUGGUGGGAGAAUGAAGCGGCGCAAUGCGGACUGCAGUAACGUUAAGCUCCGUCGCCCGUUAAAACGGAACCGAAUCGCCGAGGGGAUCCAGAGCAGCACCUUUCUUUACCUGAAGUUCCUUCUGGUGUGGGGACUGGUGCUGCUAGCCGACUUUGUGCUAGAGUUCCGGUUUGAGUACUUAUGGCCUUUCUGGCUCUUCAUCAGGAGUGUGUAUGACUCCUUUAGAUACCAGGGACUGGCGUUCUCUGUGUUCUUUGUUUGUGUUGCGUUCACAUCAGACAUCCUAUGCCUCCUGUUCAUCCCUAUGCAAUGGCUGUUUUUCGCUGCAAGCACUUACGUUUGGGUACAAUAUGUGUGGCACACAGAGCGAGGGGUGUGUCUGCCCACGGUUUCUCUGUGGAUACUCUUUGUUUAUAUCGAAGCAGCCAUCCGAUUCAAAGACCUGAAAAAUUUUCAUGUGGGUCUGUGCCGUCCUUUUGCUGCUCACUGCAUUGGCUACCCUGUGGUGACUCUGGGCUUCGGCUUUAAGAGCUAUGUGAGCUACAAGAUGCGCUUGCGAAAGCAGAAGGAAGUGCAGAAGGAGAAUGAGUUCUAUAUGCAACUUUUACAGCAGGCCCUGCCUCCAGAUCAGCAGAUGCUACAGAGGCAGGAGAGAGAGGCAGAAGAAGCUGUUUCUAAAGGCAUGUUGGAGGCAGACGCGACGUUGCUGGCUCAGAACGGCACUCCUGCCUCCAAGAAGCUGCCGAUAUCUUUUCCGGAGCUGGAACACCGGGAGCGAGGCAAGGAGGGUGGGAGAGAGCGGGAGGCCAAGAAACAGCAGCAGCAGCACAGUAUAGGAAUAAACAACAAUAUCCUACAAACUGUGGACUCUAAGCUGCUGGACAUUGAGUAUAUGGAGAACUACCUGAGCAGCAAGAGACUGAACAAUGAGCUGGGGGGCAGUGCCGAGACUCAUCUCCUCAAAGAGGAUUUAAGCAGCACAGGUGGAGGCUCCUUUUCCAAACAUUAUAAAAACUCCUCCCCCCGCAGCCACAGCUCAACCAAUGGCAGCGUGCCCACCUCAUCCACAUCCAACAGAAGUGAGAAGAAGCAGAAGGGUGUAGGGAAGAAUGCCAGCACCCAUCGAGAUGUGAUGGAGAACUAUAUACCCAACAACCAGCUUAGUAAACCGGAUGCUUUGGUGCGUCUGGAGCAGGACAUAAAGAAACUGAAGGCAGACCUGCAGGCGAGUCGUCAGGUGGAGCAGGACCUGCGCAGUCAGAUCGGCUCUCUGAGCAGCAUGGAGAGGAACAUGCGGUCAGAGCUCGGCCAGCUCCGCCAGGAGAAUGAGCUGCUGCAGAACAAGCUUCAUAAUGCUGUACAGGCCAAGCAGAAGGACAAGCAGACGAUUGUUCAGCUGGAGAAGCGCCUGAAAGCCGAGCAGGAGGCACGGGCAGCAAUAGAGAAGCAGCUAGCAGAUGAAAAGAAGAGGAAAAAGCUGGAGGAAGCUACAGCUGCCCGCGCUUUUGCUUUGGCUGCAGCUUCCAGAGGGGAAUGCACAGAUUCCCUGAGGACACGCAUCCGAGAGCUGGAGUCUGAGUGCAAGAAACUCUCUCAUGAUGUCAAGUUUAAAGAGGAGCAGCUCAGAGAGCUGGAGGGCAAAGCUCAGGAGUUGCGCAAGUAUAAAGAAAACGAGAAAGAUACAGAGGUACUCAUGUCUGCGCUGUCAGCCAUGCAGGAUAAGACCCAGCACCUGGAGAACAGUCUGAGUGCUGAAACCAGAAUCAAGCUGGACCUUUUCUCAGCACUCGGAGAUGCCAAGAGACAGCUAGAGAUUGCACAAGGUCAGAUUCUGCAGAAAGAACAAGAGAUAAAGGAGCUGAAGCAGAAGAUAGCUGAGGUCAUGGCAGUCAUGCCCAGCAUUACCUAUUCAACUGACACAAACAAUAUGACCCCAGUCGCACCUCACUACUCGUCACAGUUCAUGGACACAAGUCCCUCAAGUCUGGACCCCAACGCCUCUGUUUACCAGCCACUGAAAAAGUGAACCCUCAUCCCUCCCUGCCCUCUGUUUUGCUCUUUGUUUUGCUCUCAAUAUGACCAGGCUCAGUAUGUGUACUUUCUUAUGAGUGUUUUUACAGCCCCACACCCUCUCAGUAGUAAUCUGUUCCCUGUUGUUGGUUGAACAAGAGGAGAUUAUAUAUUAUUAUUCUAGGAAACAGAUGCUACAGUGACUAAAUCUUCCCAAUUUGGAUAUUAGGAUUCUUUUGUAAAUUUCAAAUAUUAAGCUUAGUAAAAUGCUUUCACUGGUUAAGGCACUACAGCCUGUGCUGCUUGUGUGUCCUCCCAGUCAGUCCAUUUGUUCUGAUGUGUUAAAUUAACCUUCUUCCAUGAACAGAGGCUCGUCUCUCCCCAUAUUUGUGUUAAACAUAAGGGGGCAGUUUCGCAGACAGCGAUUAAGCCUAAUUUUGGACGACACAGCAUUUUGAAUGAAAAUUUUCAUUUUAAAGGAAGUUAAGUCUAUAACUAGGCUUAAUCCCUGCCUGUGAAACCACCCUAAGUAAUUUAAAGUGCCAGAAUGAAUGCAGGACUUAAUUUUCUCCAUGGUAAGUUUAAUGAAUGUUUUUUUUAUUUUUUAUUACCAUGAGAUGAGAGUAUUUGUAAUUAAAGAGAGUUUCUUUAUCCAGAUGCUGUGAUUUGUUUAAAGGAGCAUGUUUCAGAUCUGUUCUGACCAUAGUAUUGUACAUUUCUCUUUUUGGAAACAAACGUGUUUCUGUACGGAUAAAGAAUUGUUAUUAGUUUUGUAUUUUUCAUCUUAUACAACUUGAAGCUCUCUGUUCUGGCCCGAGGCUGUUUAGUUCACCUAUGUUUAGAGUAUGGUGAUGCCAAAUUUGAGGUAAUGGUUCAGAAAAGACUGCUCUUGAUGUUGUGUUCAUUGAUUAAUAUGCUGCAUAAAUAUUCGGGAAUGUUGUAUUUUUCGCGGUCAAUGCAAAUCUUCUUUAUUACUGGACCAAAUUAAAUGAAUAGAGUUUAGCUUACACAGACAGUGUGGGUAGCUGAUCUUUCAUUCAUCAUUUUACGCAGUGCCUUGAAUUAUUUUCUGUUUAAAGUACUUCACACACAACACCUUCAAUCAACACAUAAUUGUCCCUUCUCUCAGUUGUGGUACUUUUGUUCAGCACAUUCUUUGUUUUUUUUUGUUUGUUUUUUUUGGGCAACAGAUACAGAUGUCAUAGAAUAAUUACUGACUCCCAGGUUUACUCUUUGUUUCAGUUUUCAAUGGCCCUCCAGAUUUAAGCUUGUUUACGACUUUUUGUACACAUUGUAAUAUUGUAAAAAAAUAUAUUGCUGAAUGUUUUAAUUUCAGUGAAAAAGUGCCAAGUUCCUUCAACACAAACACUAUAUUCAUCAAGUGAUCAUCAUCCUAACUAUUAUCUGAGAGAUAGAGAUAGCCAUAGAGAAAAGCACGAGUAUACAAGGAAAAAUGCACUGUAUACGUAUCAUCCAGUGCUGGCAGAAUUGACCAUAAUCUUAAUACUUACUUUCAAAUCGGCCCAGUU
This is a messenger RNA of Astyanax mexicanus (Mexican tetra), 3748 nucleotides long. It is a transcript of the gene maco1a, whose product is annotated as macoilin 1a. Lineage: Eukaryota; Metazoa; Chordata; Actinopteri; Characiformes; Acestrorhamphidae. Bases 220 to 2235 code for a protein of 671 amino acids. The record is from RefSeq and is a predicted model, not a curated record. Gene Ontology annotation, cellular component: rough endoplasmic reticulum membrane. The transcript has 11 exons. Gene Ontology annotation, biological process: neuronal signal transduction.